AGAAUGAAACAUGACUGAGGAAUCUCAGAGAAACUUUCGUUCAGUAUAUUAUGAGAAAGUAGGGUUUCGUGGAGUUGAAGAAAAGAAAUCACUAGAAAUCCUCCUCAAAGAUGAUCGUCUGGAUACUGAGAAACUGUGUACUUUUAGUCAGAGGUUCCCCCUCCCGUCCAUGUACCGCGCAUUGGUAUGGAAGGUUCUUCUUGGGAUCCUGCCUCCACACCAUGACUCCCAUGCUCAGGUGAUGACAUAUCGCAAGGAACAGUACUCUGAUAUCCUUCACGCCCUACAAGUCAUUCGCUUUGUCAGUGAUGCUACACCUCAGGUUGAAGUCUAUCUCCGUAUGUAUCAGUUGGAGUCUGGGAAGUUGCCUCGAAGCCCCUCAUUUCCACUGGAAUCAGAAGAUAAAGUAUUUCUUGCCAUUGCUAAAGCCAUGGAAGAGAUGGUGGAAGAUAGUGUCGACUGUUACUGGAUUAUCCGAUGCUUUGUGAACCAGUUGAAGAAGUACCGGGAUUCUCUACCCCAGCUGCCAAGGGCUUUUGAACAUUACUUGAAUCUGGAAGACAGCAGACUGCUGAAUCAUCUGAAGACGUGUUCAGCAGCGUCCAAACUUCCCUAUGAUCUCUGGUUUAAGAGGUGCUUUGCAGGAUGCUUACCUGAAUCCAGUCUGCAGAGAGUUUGGGAUAAAGUUGUAAGUGGAUCCUGUAAGAUCCUAGUUUUUGUAGCUGUGGAAAUUUUACUGACCUUUAAAAUAAAAGUAAUGGCACUGAACAGUGCCGAGAAGAUCACAAAAUUUCUGGAAAAUAUUCCCCAGGACAGCUCGGAUGCGAUUGUGAGCAAGGCCAUCGACUUAUGGCACAAACACUGUGGGACCCCGGUGCAUUCAGCCUGAACGCUCUUGACACUUGAGGACAGUCUGCCAGACCUGCCUUGAGCAUUUUGUUUUGGGGACAUGGUCCUCUACACUGAGUGAAAAUCAUGUUCUUGCUCUGGUGCUCAAAUUGUAACUUUUUUUUCCCAGUAAAAUUAUUUAAUUAAGA
Orycteropus afer afer is the source of this 1037-nucleotide messenger RNA. Its product is annotated as TBC1 domain family member 7. NCBI's taxonomy places the organism in Eukaryota, Metazoa, Chordata, Mammalia, Tubulidentata, Orycteropodidae. Gene Ontology annotation, biological process: activation of GTPase activity; negative regulation of TOR signaling. The record is from RefSeq and is a predicted model, not a curated record. Gene Ontology annotation, molecular function: GTPase activator activity.